Molecule: messenger RNA, 1551 nt
Organism: Coniophora puteana RWD-64-598 SS2
Lineage: Eukaryota; Fungi; Basidiomycota; Agaricomycetes; Boletales; Coniophoraceae
Exons: 3
Coding region: 22-1506 (494 amino acids)
Source: RefSeq, a predicted model, not a curated record
CAUCGUCAUUCUUCAAGCAACAUGUGCGAGGCUAGCCACAACCCAGAUCGGAUGGAUAUAGCGAAAUCCCUCUGGGUCAAAAGAGGUUUGCCUGUCACGCACCUACGCACGAACCGUCGUCAGUGGGCACUCGACUGGGAGAAAGGCAUCCGCCUGGUCUGUCACAGCCCGGAGGACUCAGAAGCAGGACUUGGGUCCAUUGUCGUUUUUCGUGAACUCGCGCUAUCGUUGCUUUUGAACAGGCGACGCAGGAAGCUGGACCGCAACGACUACCGGAAACUCCGAGAUGCGCGAGAGCGCAUCGAGGAGACGUUCAAACGGACGAAGCGCAUUCUCGAUAUCUUCGCGAACCCCCAGAGGAAGCUAGAGCACUCUGACGAGUACGAGUACUUCAAGAUCAUAAGCACCGACGCGCGCUUGGAGAUCAUCUUGGAGGGCUUCGAGGAGGCGUGCUGGCAUUCGUGGGCCGGGCAGGACGCGCGCUUGUUGUGUCCCGAACUGAACACCGACGAUCUCCUCAAGAGAAGGGGGCAGGCCUUGACGGAUUUCUACGAGAAAUGCUUCCAGGCGGCGAACGCGGGCGGUCUCGAGAACUUUGACAAGGUCAUUGUUCGGAGUGAGUGGUGGAAAAGUGCGUACGGAAAUGGAAGCAUGGUCCUCAAUGCUACUCCGGAGGCCAGCAAGUGGUGUUACGAGUUCUUGACAUGCAUUCGAGCCCACUUCAUCCUUCAUUUUAUCGUAUACUCGUCCAAGAACAUGUCCGAAAAGUAUCGCGGAGUGAUCAAAGACCCAACUAGCGAGUCAGUGGUAGCCAGGAGAAUGCAGCUGAAUCUCGGGCUGGCCGCUACCCGUGAGCUCAUGACCAACAAGUGGCCCAGUCGCUCUUCAGUACCCUGCGAGAACUGUGGACGUGGAGCGAAGGACGUCAAGUUCAUGUUAUGUGCCGGGUGCAAAAGAGAUUUGGAUUUCGAGGUCCACUACUGCUCCAGGGAAUGCCAAAAGGCAGACUGGAAAAGGCACAGAGUAUCUUGCGGAAAACAUAAAGUAUCAAAGUACCGCUGGUCCGAGUACAAAUUCUCCAAGGCACUGCAGCUCCAGAUCAGGGUGCAGUACGCUUAUCCGGAGGCGCAGUACAUCUUGUUUAGGCGCGACAGCUUUCCAGCGGCAUUCAUGGUAUCCUUCGCCACGGACCUCGAGAAGGCCGGGCUAUUCGCUACGGCCUUGGGUGCGCUCCUCACCUCCGCCUCGAAACCAUACCUCGGUCCCGUUGCAAAGUGGCUUGUUGAUGCCGUCGACAAGGACGAGAAUGUUCAGUCCGAGAUCUCCAGGGAGGACAUCAUUGCCCAGCUUACCGAGGAGUACGAGGUGGAUGUACGGUCUUGCCUUGAGCACGUCGAAGCAGAGCUAGCAAUGGACGACGAUGAGGGGGCAUUCAGAGGAAUGCUGAUAGAGCCCGUCACUUCCAGCGGGGUAGUCGAUGAGGAUAUGGAAGAGAAGUCGUCCUAACCGUACCAGCGUUCACUGUGUAAGUUACCAAACAUUAAGAAACGC